Molecule: messenger RNA, 750 nt
Organism: Physella acuta
Lineage: Eukaryota; Metazoa; Mollusca; Gastropoda; Physidae
Product: zinc finger protein 233-like
Biological process (GO): regulation of transcription by RNA polymerase II
Cellular component (GO): nucleus
Molecular function (GO): DNA-binding transcription factor activity, RNA polymerase II-specific
Source: RefSeq, a predicted model, not a curated record
AUGGAAGAAAGAGCAGCUGAUUUAAAAGAAUUACCAAGUAUUUUAGGAGUGAAACAUGAACAAUCUGAGAAAACCAAUGCAUAUAUUGCCAAUGUAAUUUCAACUGGAAACAUAAACCCAGAGGGAUUUACAGAAUGUUCAUCUUUUUAUGACACAAAACCACAUUUAUUUUCCACAUCUGAAAACAAAAAUCCUGAUGUACUAUCAGAAUUUAAAACAAGUGAAGACCAAAAAUCUUUUGAAGAUGUAAAACCUGAUGUUUUAAAAGUAGAAGUAAACUUUUUGCCAGUGGCAAAUCUAAAUGAAAAUCUUUCUCACAUAAAGACAGAGAUAUUAAAUAAUAUAGAAGAGGUCAAGGAUACGUUUAUAAACAUGGAUAAUUCAAUAUUUGAUCAGUCAGAGUUGUUACAGAAAUGUAACAAUCAAAACUUAACUAUUUUAAAGCAUAGAAGUCUUCUAGUAAAAUGUGAAGAAACACACACAGAUGUAAGAUUAAAUGAGCAUGAUCUAUGCGAUAAAAUUUUUUCUAGAAGUGCUCAUUUGAAAAGAAAUAAUUUAACUCAUUCUGAAGAGAAGUCACAUGACUGUGAUGUGUGUCAUAAAAAGUUUACAAGAAGCACAAAAGGUUACAUGAGUGUUAUGUGUGUCAUAGAAAGUUUGUUACAAGGAUUUACCAAAAAUCAACAUGAAGCUAUUCAUUAUGGAAAAGUACCAUAUAAGUGUGAUGUGCGUCAUCAAGGGUUUUCUUAA